Molecule: messenger RNA, 1650 nt
Organism: Ectocarpus sp. CCAP 1310/34
Lineage: Eukaryota; Phaeophyceae; Ectocarpales; Ectocarpaceae
Source: the annotation of a GenBank genome assembly
AUGAACACCAUGGGCAUUGCCCUGAAGGUCCACGCUGGGGCCAAGUUGACGAUCCGCGCGCCGACAGUCGUGAUGAAGAGGAGGGAGAUGGACAACCAACCCAUCCUUCGGGUCUUCGGGAACGUCCAAUUUGACGUGACCAGGUGGCUCCCCGAGCACCUCGAUGGCACGCUGAUGGACGAGCACGGGGUUGUGGCCUUCGAGGGCCAAGGGUCCCUAGAAUCUCGAAACACCAUUAGGUACACGGCCACGUCUGUCGUGGUGGCCGACCCUGCGGCCGCAGACCAGAAGGAGGCCGACCUUACGGCGUCGAGUAUGCCUACCGACCCUGAGCUUCGCAGGAAGCUAGACAUCCGCCACGCCAAGAGCAACAGGGAACGCGACUCCGCCGCCGCCACUGCUAAGGGCAUGUCGACGACCAACACCGUCCCUACCGCUACCGUCGGAGAAGUCGCCGACGACAAGUCCUCCUCCUCCGCCACCGCCCCUAACCGCGCCGCCGCGUUCUCCACUGUUGUUGCUGCUGCUCCCGACGAGGGCGAUGAUGGCGACAACACCGCGGCUGCCCCCAAGGCCACACCGGCCUCAUCUACUCAUGCUACUGCCACCGCUACACCUGCAACGCCUACGGCAGAAACUGCUGCCAACCCGACCACUCGGGCGGACGUUGCAACAACCUCGCUUCCGGUGCGUCGAUAUACUGCUGCCAACCGGAGCACUCGGGCGGACGUUGGCAACAACCCCGCUUCCGGUGCGUCGAUGGCCGAGUUCAUGACGGGCAAGGCCCGUCAAGCUCGCGCCGUCAACGACCACGGCAAGAAGGUCGUCGCCGGUGGCGGGGGCGAGGGUUCUUCACCGAUUCCCGUUUCGAGUUCUUGGACCACCAAGAAGAAGGCACACCAGCACAGGCAGCAGCAGAAGGACCGGCACCACAGCAACAGCAACGGCAGCAGCGGCGCCAACAGCAACAACAACAACAACAACAACAACAACCACAACAACAACAACAACAACCACAACAACAACAACAACAACAACAACAACAACAACAACAACAACAACAACAACAACAACAACAACAACAACAACAACAACAACAACAACAGCAACAACAACAACCGCAACCGCAACCGCAACGGCAACUCGUUCUCCCCGCCUAAUGAGUUCCACGACGAGAACGUCUUGCGGGCCGAAAGAUUUCUGUUCGGGAAACUAGUGGGCCCGACCAAGAAGGCCAUGAUUUACGUCUCGCCCAACUCCGGCUCCGUCGUGCACGCCUCGUCCGCCGGAGAGGCGCCCCGGGACGAGGACGGGCGAAAGAUCGGUCCCGUACCGCAGAAGCUUAUGACUGUUUUCGCCCCCAACGAGCAGCAGAUGUCCAAGAUCGAGAGGAACCGUUCCGAAAUCUGGGCGCAGAGGUUGGGGAGAAGUGAGGCUUUGCGCGAGGGCCGCGAACUAAAGAGGUCAAAGAUGGCCGCCAUCAUGGGCGUUUUGCCGUUUGGCAAGAACGGCUUCCGCCGGAGGCGAGCGCGGGAGCACGCGGAGGCCCACUUGAUGGAGGCCACGCUGAAGCUCACCAACAGGGGAACCUUGGUACGUUGGAGGGCAGCAAAGAGUCUCAAGCUGUGGAGUGUCAGGGUUUUCUGGUAG